This is a messenger RNA of Mesorhabditis belari, 846 nucleotides long. Lineage: Eukaryota; Metazoa; Nematoda; Chromadorea; Rhabditida; Rhabditidae. The record is from the annotation of a GenBank genome assembly.
AUGGACGUAAAUGGACGUGGGAAAACCGAGGAUUUACCGCUCGAGGGACUGGUCGCCUUGAUCGGAUGGUUGAUCGAGAAUUGGGAGGAAUUCCACGCACCACAGCUGAUCACACCACAACAGGGCGUGACGGCGAAGCAGAAAUUAUGGAAGCAAUGGUCAGAAGCAUUGGGAGAAAUGGGCAUUUUUCGAACAACUGAUCAGGUUCGAAAAAAGAUCAACGGAGAGCUGAAAGUGGUGAGGAAUCGAAUACUUUUCGAGCGACAAGGCCAUCAACAAGCGAUGAAGCUGAAUCCAGCGAGAAAGCUUCUAUAUGAUUUUCUGAUGUUGAAAGAUGAGGGAAAAGAAUCCAAUGGAAGCAGCGAACAGCAAGAAGUUGAGGCUUCAAUAGCGAAGAAUCUCCUCAAGUUCAACCCAAUCGACUACGCGGAUUACUUUGUGAAAAAGGAAACAGCCUCAACGCCAAGUGAAGAGUCAUUUGAUGUGCACAAGUUGUUAGAAAAUGGAGAGCCUGAGACGAUCAUUGUGAACCGCAACGUCUCCCCAGAAGCGCCACCACCGGUAAAAAGGCCAAGGUUCAAUCUCACGUCAACUCACUCAAACCACAAAGAGAGCAAUAAUCGACCAAGUGUCAUCGAAAGUUCGAAAAAUGAAAUCGAUAACGUGGAGGAUGCAAAAACGAUAGAGAAGACGAUUCUCCUUGAGAAGCUGCUGAAAACAAAAGCUGAACGAGAAACGGCCCAAAUAGAGCUGUCAACAGCAAAAUUGAGACAUGAGAUAGCGCUCCUCGAAUUGGAAAGGUUAAAAAAACAGCAAGAAAAAAAUAUUCAAGUGAAUGGGAAUAUA